AAAUAUGAAAAUAAGGUUAUGGUCAUUAUAUAUUUGAUAUAUUUUGUGUAUGUUAGUACAGAAGAGGUGUAAUAAAUUGUAAUGAUCUAGUUCCGAGGCAGAGGAGCAGCCACAACACCACCAUGGUGGACUACAGCAAGUGGAAGGACAUCGAGAUUUCAGAUGAUGAGGAUGAUACUCAUCCAAACAUCGACACACCUUCUCUCUUUCGAUGGCGACACCAAGCCAGACUGGAGCGUAUGGCAGAAAAAGAGAAAGAACUUGAAAAAAUUAAAAAAGAAAGAGAGAUGUAUGAAAAUCAAGUAAAGAGUCUGAAGAUAAAACUACAGUCUGCAGGGCCAGAGUCAAGCACAGAUAUGAGUAGCAUAAAACAGGCCCUCUCUGAGCUGGAGAAAAAAGGGGAUGAGUUGGUCAGUAAACAAAAGGAAAUAGAGAAGAAAGAGAAGCUGGAGCCUUGGAAUGUUGACACAAUCAGUAGUGAUGGCUUCAGCAAAACUGUUAUUAACAAGCUUGAUCCAAGACAUUCUGAAAAUCUUACUGAGGAAGAGAAGGAAAAACGCAUGAAAGAAUUUGUUAAAAAGAAUGAAACCAACAUUAAAAAAUACGGAAUGUUCAGAAACUUUGAUGACUCCCGACGAUUCCUCAUGGAGCACACACAGCUAGCAUGCGAGGAUACUGCCAACUACUUGGUCGUAUGGUGCAUCAACCUGGAGAUGGAGGAGAAGCAUGAGCUUAUGUCUCACGUAGCUCACCAGACCAUCUGCAUGCAGUUCAUUCUAGAGCUGGCCAAGCAGCUGGAGAGGGACCCACGGUCCUGUAUAUCAGCUUUCUUCCAUAGGAUACAGCAGGCUGAACCAGAAUACAAAAAAGCUUUCACAGACGAACUGGAUGGCUUCAAAGAUCGUGUGAAGAAGCGUGCAGCACAGAAGCUGGAAGAAUUACUAAAGGAAGCAGAAGAGGAAGAACGGCAGGCUCGACUUGGUCCUGGUGGUCUUGAUCCCCUUGAGGUUUUGGACACACUUCCUGAGGAGUUAAAGAAAUGUUUUGAAAGUCAGGAUGUAGAACUGUUACAAAAGACAAUAGAGAAGAUGGAUCCCCAGGAUGCGACAUACCAUAUGAAACGCUGUAUUGAUUCAGGACUUUGGGUUCCUGGUGCAAAGGAUGCCAAGAGCGAGUAGCAAUUCACUGAAACAUUUGCCUCCUUGUUAAGUUCUUGCAGGUGUUAUUUGCCUUGCUACACUUGCCAAAACUAAUUGUGAUAGCUUGAAAAACACAGUAUAUAUUGUCGUACAAUAUAUACUGUGUCUACCCAUAGGGAAUAUGUUGAUCAAGAAAAAAUGAAGAGAAAGUUUGUAAUAAUCAAGACGAAUAUUUCAUUGCUUCCUUAAGUUAGUGUUUUAUUUUCAUAGCUCAUCAUUGUAUUAUUUUAAGAAGUAGGGUAUUUAUUCAAAUUUCUAUAAAUUGUAUUUCUGAUUUAAAUUAUAUUAAAAAUUCCAGUUAUGUGUCAUGUGUCUCCUGUGCAAUACAAGGUCACAAAUUGUGAUGCAUGUUAAGUCAGAACCCGAUUUCUGUGUGUCGACAGUGUUUCAUAUAUCAGAGAGAGAGAGAGAGAGAGAGAGAGAGAGAGAGAGAGAGAGAGACUUACAUUUCAACUUGGUGUACACUAAAAUGAAUAUUACCGGUAAUUGUGUAUUUCUGUUGUGUAAUUUAUUCACACUAGUAGUUUUUAUUGUUAAUUUGAUCUUGUGUUGCAUUCAUUUUUUAUAAUCAAGAGUGCCGAAUGUUACAGUGGUCAAGACAAGCUCCAGAUUUCAAAAUUAUAUACCUACCUGCAAUCAUUAUGGAGUUGAAUUUUAAAUGAUUAAUCUUAUGCUUGUUUAUGCUCAUUAUGAUUAUUUUGCACAAGUUUUCAUUUUCUCCACAUUAUUAUAUUGUCUAUAUAGAUAAAUAAUAAAGAAUUGUUUCAUUUU
Molecule: messenger RNA, 1970 nt
Organism: Cherax quadricarinatus
Lineage: Eukaryota; Metazoa; Arthropoda; Malacostraca; Decapoda; Parastacidae
Gene: Cdc37
Product: cell division cycle protein 37
Biological process (GO): protein stabilization; protein folding
Cellular component (GO): cytoplasm
Molecular function (GO): protein-folding chaperone binding; heat shock protein binding; protein kinase binding
Source: RefSeq, a predicted model, not a curated record